CUUCUUUCGGGGAGGCUCGCUGGUGGGAGGGGCCGCCUUCCGGGAGCGCGUCCUGGAGUGGGAGGAGCUGGCUGGGCGGUAUAGUGAGGGAGCUGCGCUGGGGGGCCCCUGGCCGAGAGUUCAGAGGUGGGGAGUGGGUCCCUGCGGGGCCAGGAGGGGCGCGGGGAGGUUCUGGCGACCCGGCGAGACUACUGGAGGGAAGAGUCCCUGCGGUUUAGGAGGAGGGGGGCCGGCUGGCCGGGGGUACCGGCUCCGGGUUUGAGUCCCCCGGGGAGAGGGAGGCGGCGGACGCCGGCCCCUCCCCGGCUGGGGCGCUUCCGGGCUCAACUUUGAUACUCCCCGGGGAGCUGUAGACACCUGUCCCGGCCCUGCGUGGGGACCAGUAUAAGAUUGUGUUCUUCUUCCCUCUGCUGUGCUUUAGGGUAGGGAGAAAGAAGUAAACAAACAUUCAUAAUCCGCAUUAUCCGCGGCGACUCUGGGCCUUCUCCCUCUCCCAGCCUGGCUGCCCAUCUGGGUCCUUGGGCCUGCCUCUCUCGCCCUCUCCUUCCCCUGGAGCCCCUCUGCCAACCCAACCUGAAAGUGGUCGGUACCACAAUAACUAGUGACAAGUGUGGGAGACGGAGAGUUUUUGUGAAGUAAGAGGGUUUUCCUUCCUUGUUCCAUGUCCCAAAGCCUUAAAAUGUCAGGGAAACGCAAGCGGGUGGUGUUGACCAUUAAGGAUAAACUUGACAUAAUAAAGAAACUUGAAGAAGGCAGCUCCUCCAAACAACUCUCAGUGAUAUAUGGGAUUGGUGAAACAACAGUUAGGGAUAUAAGGAAGAAUAAAGAAAAAAUCAUAACUUAUGCUAGCAGUUCUGAUUCAACAAGUCUUUUGGCCAAGAGAAAGUCCAUGAAGCCAUCCAUGUAUGAAGAGCUGGACAGAGCUAUGCUGGAAUGGUUUAACCAACAAAGAGCAAAAGGGAAUCCUGUAUCUGGACCAAUUUGUGCAAAAAGAGCAGAAUUUUUCUUCUAUGCUUUAGGAAUGGAUGGAGAUUUUAAUCCUUCAGCUGGUUGGCUAACUCGUUUUAAGCAGAGACAUAGCAUUCGUGAGAUUAACAUCAGAGGAGAAAAAUUAAAUGGAGAUGAAACUGCUGUGGAUGAAUUUUGUAGCAACUUUCGGGAAUUUGUUCAGAGGGAGAAUUUGCAGCCUGAGCAAAUAUAUAAUGCUGAUGAAACCGGACUAUUUUGGAAGUGCUUGCCAUCAAGGACGUUAGCUGUUAAGGGCAAAUUCACUGCUUCUGGGCACAAGUUAAUUGAAGAAAGAGUCACAGUCAUGUGUUGUGCCAAUGCAACAGGUUUACACAAACUUAAACUUUGUGUAGUGGGAAAAGCAAAAAAACCACGUUCCUUUAAAGGCACUGAUACCUCAAACCUGCCAGUCUCCUAUUUCAGUCAAAAAGGUGCCUGGAUGGACCUUUCUAUUUUCAGACAAUGGUUUGACAAGAUCUUUGUGCCACAAGUUCGAGAAUACUUAAAAUCUAAAGGCCUUCAGGAAAAGGCAGUGCUGUUACUGGAUAAUUCACCAACACAUCCAAAUGAAAAUGUCCUGAGGUCAGAUGAUGGCCAAAUAUUUGUAAAAUAUCUGCCACCUAAUGUAGCCUCAUUGAUUCAACCUAUGGAUCAGGGUGUCAUAGCUGUAAUGAAGAAACACUAUAGAGCAGGACUUCUCCAAAACAACUUAGAAGAGGGUAAUGAUCUGAAAAUGUUUUGGAAGAAACUAACAUUAUUAGAUGCUCUAUAUGAAAUUUCAAUGGCAUGGAACAUGGUUAAGCCAGUGACUAUUAUCAGAGCAUGGAAUAAAAUUUUGCCUGGCAAUGAGGAGAAAGAAGGUUUAGACUUUGAUGAAGAAGAAAUUUCAGCAUCUACUUUAGCCACCAUCUUACAGCAUACACAAGGAUGUGAAAAGGUGGACAUUGAGAAUAUUGAACAAUGGUUUGAAGUGGACAGUACUGAACCAGGUUAUGAGGUGUUAAGUGAUAGUGAAAUAAUCAGAAGAGCACAGGGCCAAACUGAUGAAUCAAGUGAAAAUGAGGAAGAGGAAGUAGAACUGAUCCCAGAGAGGAGUAUUAAUCAUGCAGCUGCUCUCAAGUGGACUGAAAAUUUAUUGGAUUAUCUAGAACAGCAAGGCGAUAUGAUUCUGCCUGAUAAAUUGGUAAUACGUAAGCUUCGGGCCACCAUAAGAAAUAAACAGAAGAUGACAGUGAAUCCAACUCAAUAACAAUAUUUUAAAAUUUCACUGUCCUGAUAAUUGUAUUUAUGACUAUUAAUCUAUUUGCAAUUUAGCUUAGUUUUCUUUAAGUAUUCCAAAUUCUCAGAUAUAAAUUCAAAAGCAAAAAUGUAUUCCAAAGCCGUUCAAGUGGGGACUAUUUAUUUUGAUUAUUUUUCUUUUCCCCCUCCAAUUUUGUAGAUAAUCAGAACUGCAAUAUAUAUCUGUACAUAUAUAUAUACACAUACAUAUUUAUAUAUAUAUGUAAAACUUUUAUAUCUAUCACUUGUUCCAUUCCUUAUUUUUGAUCAAGUGGCAUUUUUCUAAGUGUUAAUGGCAAAAUCCUGCAAGUAGCAAAUAGUCACUGAGCACCUUCUUUACAUACAGAAUAAUUUUUUGCCUGAUACUUGGGGCUGCUACAGUUGUCUUUCUUUUGUGCCAACUCUUGCUGCCAUCUUGAAAAAUUGUCUGUUUUUAUUUAUAUAGGUUGUCAGGGUGAAGAAAAACAUAGCAUUAGAUCCAAAGUAAAUAAUUAUAUUUUAAGUUAAUUUUAAAGUAUCCACAAUAGUAGGGGAGUGUAUGGUUGUGUGUGGAUUUUUUUCUUAAAUAUCUCAAAAAGUUGUAAUUAUUAUUCCCUCUAACAUUAAUGAAGAUGACGAGAAAAGGCUGUUCUGGAAAUUUGAAUUGUUGGGUAAUUUUGGAUUGUCUUACCGUUAAAUAUCUUAGGGAGAAUAAACUGAUAGGUGAGAGGAGAACAAGGUUUUCUGUUCCACCUAUUUGUGGAUAAAUGGGAAUUAAGUAUAUUUAAAAUUUUUGCUAAACCACUGGGUUCACAAUAAAUACAGGGUAUUACAUAAAGGAAAACAAAUAGGCCUCUUCUCAGUGAACCAGCCAAAUUGUGGAAAGGAUAGGCUAUCAGUCUAAGAAUAAGUAAUUAAACAUUCAUUGAGAUCAGAGCACAAGACCCUACUUGCAGAGUCCAUCUAACAGGAUAGUUUGGGGAACAUCAUCCUAAUUUGAAAGGUAUCAAAAGGUUCCAUAAUCAAAGUAACUCACCUUUGUAAUACAAAAAAGAAAACCUUAAAAUAGAAAGGUGAAGUGAUGAUUUUAAAUAAGCCAUAUGUUUACAUACUGUUAAUGAAGAAAAUAAGUUAUUUUGAAAAGUUCUAGACCAUCUGGAAUUUAAUUGGUCUCUCUAUGUUUUUAAAGACUGAAGGAAAGAAUGUUUCUUUCUAUUGGUUUUUAAUUUGUGUCAAUCAGGAUUUUGGUGAGUUUCUGUAGUGAACUCAGUAUGUUUACCCAAUGCUGCUGAAGCAUUCAAAAGAUUUAUACCAUAUGCAUAUUGUUUAAAGAAGUUUGUAAUUUGAAAUCAAAAUGUUUUUGUAUUGAAAUUGGUAUUUGGUUUGGCUCUAAUAUGGUUGUAAUUUUAAAGAAUUGCCCUUCAAUUCAUUAGUCAUUAAUAAUAAUAUUUAGUUUUAUCAUCUACAUAUUUUUCUCAUCUUUAUAGUGCCUUUCUUAGAGCUCUAAAAGCCUCUUACAGACAUUUCUAACUUUCCAUAUUGCCAUCUGAAAUUUUCAUGUACCAUAUCUAGGAUAUAAAGUAGUGUCUCUAAUGAAACAUUUGCUUUUAAAAUUAUAUCUGCUGCAUGAACUGUUUCAGGUCACAGAAACAAAUAACAGUAGUUUUUAAAAAGAACUUUCAUUUAUUUGAAAUGAAAAAUCUGUAUUAAAAUUCUCAGAAAUUCUGCCCAAAUUUGUCCAUGAUUUCUGACCCUGUUAGUGAAGUCUAGCUUGUAUUAUUGCCACCUAGUGGUAAGUAAACAUUACUGUUAAAUGGUGUGGUUUUAAACUAUUUAGUAUUAAAUAAGGGAUUCAUUUAUGGUAUGACCAUUGCAUCCUUGCCUGUUUCUAGCUAACCACCAUUCCUAGCUUACCUUCUUUAGUCAAAUACACUUAUCCAUUCUCUGAAAUAAAAGUAGUUUUGAACAGUCAA
Antechinus flavipes (yellow-footed antechinus) is the source of this 4238-nucleotide messenger RNA. RefSeq names its product JRK like (gene JRKL). The coding region runs from base 662 to 2257 and encodes 531 amino acids. Gene Ontology annotation, molecular function: DNA binding. NCBI's taxonomy places the organism in Eukaryota, Metazoa, Chordata, Mammalia, Dasyuromorphia, Dasyuridae. The record is from RefSeq and is a predicted model, not a curated record. The transcript has a single exon. Gene Ontology annotation, cellular component: nucleus.